AUGGAUGUUGUAUUGAAAUGUCUAUUCGAUUCACGAAAUAUCUUUAAAGAAUUAUUAAACGAGGCACGCUUAUAUAGUAGAUUUGGAGUUUGCUUUAUGGUGUGGUGCCUUAUGUGCAAUCCACUAUUCUAUGAUCCGUACGACAUAUCUCUCACUCUCGAAAUUUGUAACUUGCGCCGGCCUAAGAUUCAAAGUAACAUAUCUGGUUUGUGUCAAUGGUGUCCAAAUUCAGAACUUGAUAAACAAAUUGAAGAAUAUGAAGAAUGUAAAACAUCUGAACUUCGUAAACAACUAGGAAACGGAAAGCGUUGA
Acaulospora morrowiae is the source of this 312-nucleotide messenger RNA. Lineage: Eukaryota; Fungi; Glomeromycota; Glomeromycetes; Diversisporales; Acaulosporaceae. The record is from the annotation of a GenBank genome assembly.